AUGUUCCUUGAAGUCCCUCACAUGUCCUUGCUUUCGCUAAGGAGGACAUCGCUACUUCAGUCACUAUGCCACGAGCCUCGCGGCCACGCCGACAUGUACGGAGGUUUCAUCACGCCACCUGAUGACUCUGGGGCUCAUUUUGGCGUCAUGUUCUGGCACAAAGACGGAUUCUCAACUGCAUGCGGGCACGGAACCAUCGCACUGGAGUACUGGGCUGUGACGAAGGGCCUUGUCGAAGCACCCAAAGGUGACGGGGUUGUCGACGUCGUCAUCGAUGUUCCAUCCGGGCGUGUGGUGGCCAGCGUCAGCGUCAAGGAGGGCAAGCCUGUCCAUGCCGACUUUGUCAAUGUGUUAAGCUACCAGCUUGUCAAGGACCUCGAGAUCAUAAUCCCGUCUCACGAUGCAACUAUCAACAUCGAUCUUGCCUUUGCUGGUGCUGUCUACGCUACGUUGGAUGCAUCUCAGUUCGGACUCGUGGUUGAGCCUAGUAGACACCAGGACUUCAUCAAGCUCGGUAGAGAGAUCAAGGCUUCCAUUGGCGAUAAGGCCAACUACGGCACCUACGACCUCUACGGCGUAAUCUUCUACAACGAAGAAGGCGAUGUCAACAAAGAGCGAGACGAAGUAAAACAGAGAAACGUCACCGUCUUUGCUGAUGGACAAAUCGAUCGCUCUCCCUGCGGUUCGGGUACCUGUGCAAGACUUGCGGUGCUGCUUGCGCAGAGCAGAAUAGCAGCAGGUCGCUCCAAGCUCACACAUCAGUCCAUCGUUUCUACCCGUUUUGAAGCUGAUAUUGUUGAUAUACACGAAACAAGUCCUGUGGAAGGCUUCCCGGCCUGUAUCCCUCGCGUCAGGGGACACGCAAAUCUGGUUGGGCGGAUGAACUUCUACAUCGAUCCUUCCGAUCCAGUUUACCCCGGUAUUCUCCUCCGGUAA
Messenger RNA from Colletotrichum phormii, 936 nucleotides. RefSeq lists its product as uncharacterized. The record is from RefSeq and is a predicted model, not a curated record. Gene Ontology annotation, molecular function: hydro-lyase activity. Lineage: Eukaryota; Fungi; Ascomycota; Sordariomycetes; Glomerellales; Glomerellaceae. The coding region runs from base 1 to 936 and encodes 311 amino acids. The transcript has 3 exons.